This is a messenger RNA of Elephantulus edwardii (Cape elephant shrew), 1477 nucleotides long. RefSeq names its product SAMM50 sorting and assembly machinery component (gene SAMM50). The transcript is spliced from 15 exons. Gene Ontology annotation, cellular component: SAM complex; outer membrane. The record is from RefSeq and is a predicted model, not a curated record. Bases 41 to 1450 code for a protein of 469 amino acids. Lineage: Eukaryota; Metazoa; Chordata; Mammalia; Macroscelidea; Macroscelididae. Gene Ontology annotation, biological process: mitochondrial respiratory chain complex assembly; protein insertion into mitochondrial outer membrane.
CACCCGCCGAGUGCGCUGCGAGGGCGGCCGAGAGGGAACCAUGGGGACAGUCCAUGCCCGGAGUCUGGAGCCUCUUCCUGUAGGUGGACCUGAUUUUGGAGCGUUAGGAGAAGAAGCUGAGUUUGUUGAAGUUGAGCCUGAAGCUAAACAGGAGAUUCUUGAGAACAAAGAUGUGGUUGUUCAACACGUGCACUUUGAUGGACUUGGAAGGACGAAAAAUGAUAUCAUCAUGUAUGAAAUUGGAGAUGUUUUUAAGGCGAAAAACCUGAUUGAUGUCAUGCGGAAAUCUCACGAGGCUCGGGAAAAAUUGCUCCGUCUGGGAAUAUUUAGACAAGUGGAUGUUUUGAUCGAUACAUGUCAAGGUGAUGAUGCACUUCCAAACGGCUUAGACGUUACCUUUGAAGUGACUGAAUUAAGGAGAUUAACGGGCAGCUACAACACCAUGGUUGGGAACAAUGAAGGCAGUAUGGUCCUUGGCCUCAAGCUCCCGAAUCUCCUUGGCCGUGCCGAAAAGGUGACUUUUCAGUUUUCCUACGGAACGAAAGAGACUUCCUACGGCCUGUCCUUCUUCAAACCACAGCCCGGGAACUUCGACAGAAAUUUCUCUGUAAACUUAUAUAAAGUUACCGGGCAGUUCCCUUGGAGCUCGCUUCGGGAGACGGACAGAGGAGUGUCGGCCGAGUACAGUUUUCCCAUCUGGAAGACCAACCACACGGUGAAGUGGGAAGGCGUAUGGAGAGAGCUGGGCUGCCUCUCAAGAACAGCCUCCUUUGCUGUCCGGAAGGAAAGCGGGCACUCCCUCAAGUCUUCGCUCUCGCACGCGAUGGUCAUCGACUCGCGUAAUUCCUCCAUCUUACCAAGGAAAGGAGCCCUGCUGAAAAUUAACCAGGAGCUGGCGGGCUACACUGGCGGGGACGUGAGCUUCCUUAAGGAGGACUUUGAACUCCAGCUGAAUAAGCAGCUGGUGUUGGACUCAGUCAUCUCAGCCUCUCUCUGGGGUGGGAUGUUGGUACCCAUUGGUGAUAAACCAUCAAGUAUUGCUGAUCGGUUUUACCUGGGCGGCCCGACCAGCGUCCGUGGAUUCAGCAUGCACAGCAUCGGACCCCAGAGCGAAGGUGACUACCUGGGUGGAGAAGCAUACUGGGCAGGCGGCCUGCACCUCUACACCCCGCUGCCCUUCCGACCUGGCCAGGGUGGCUUUGGCGAGCUCUUCAGGACGCACUUCUUCCUCAACGCCGGCAACCUGUGCAACCUCAACUACGGGGACGGCCCCAAGGCCCACAUCCGCCGGCUGGCUGAGAGCAUCCGCUGGUCAUACGGAGCUGGCAUUGUCCUCAGGCUCGGCAACAUCGCCCGCCUGGAGCUCAAUUACUGCAUCCCCAUGGGCGUCCAGGGGGGCGACAGGACCUGUGACGGUGUCCAGUUUGGAGCUGGGAUUCGGUUUCUGUAGCCGCGGCACAGCUGACGCCUCCAGGAG